CGCCUGCGCGUAGCUGCGCGAACGUUGGCCCGUGGCGGGGAAUGGCGGCGUCUUCCAGUGGCGAGAAGGAGAAGGAGCGGCCGGGCGGCGGCUCGGGAGCUGCAGGAGGUAACAGCACGCGUGAGAGGCUGCUGUCUGCGCUGGAAGAUCUGGAGGUCUUGUCGAGAGAACUUAUAGAAAUGCUAGCGAUUUCAAGAAACCAAAAGUUGUUACAGUCUGGAGAGGAAAACCAGGUCCUGGAGUUGUUAAUUCAUAGAGAUGGGGAAUUUCAAGAACUAAUGAAAUUGGCACUUAAUCAGGGAAAAAUCCAUCAUGAAAUGCAAGUUUUAGAAAAAGAAGUAGAAAAAAGAGACAGUGAUAUUCAGCAACUACAAAAACAGCUAAAGGAAGCGGAACAGAUACUGGCAACAGCAGUUUACCAAGCAAAAGAAAAACUCAAGUCAAUAGAAAAAGCAAGAAAAGGUGCUAUCUCCUCUGAAGAAAUAAUUAAGUAUGCACAUAGGAUUAGUGCAAGUAAUGCUGUGUGUGCCCCACUGACCUGGGUCCCAGGGGACCCACGGAGACCAUACCCAACUGAUUUGGAGAUGAGAAGUGGAUUAUUGGGCCAGAUGAACAACCCUUCCACUAAUGGAGUGAACGGUCAUCUACCAGGGGACGCACUUGCAGCAGGCAGAUUGCCAGAUGUCCUUGCUCCACAGUAUCCAUGGCAGUCAAAUGAUAUAGCAAUGAAUAUGUUACCACCAAAUCACAGUAAUGACUUUUUGUUGGAACCUCCAGGACAUAACAAAGAAAAUGAAGAUGAUGUAGAGGUUAUGUCAACAGACUCCUCAAGCAGCAGUAGUGACUCUGAUUAAAAAAGCGUAAGACAAUAACAUACACAAUUGAAUAAUAUAGAAUUCUGUUUCUUAAAUAAUUUGCAAACCUGUAAAAAUAGCCAGGUGAUAAUCGGCUAUAGUGGAAUUGUGCUGCCUAUUAAAAAUCACAGUGGACUUUCUUUUUAAAACCAAAAAUCAUGGUUUCAGUUCUAAACCACUAAUGAAUAUUUAGAGACAAUCAAAAUUUACUGUUGGAAAAAAAGAGUAUUCAGUUCAGUGCUGUCUUGUUCUGUUCCAGUUGUGUUGGACUUGUGCAUAGCAGUUCUGGAAACAAGAUUUUAGGGAAAUGACCCAUGUACAUAUCACUAAUAGGCCUGCUGGAAUUAUUGAGAAAAGCAUAAACAAAGGCAGCAGAUCACUGAAUGUGCAUAAUAACUCAAAAUAACAGAAACCCUCAUUUGAAAGUAAAGGCUGUUAGCUUCUGUCACAGGAACAGGAGAAAUUGUCUCAAUUUGUACUAUUUGUAAUUAUUGUAUAUUUUGUAAAUUCACUUUUGUUUGUACUUUU
Kogia breviceps (pygmy sperm whale) is the source of this 1382-nucleotide messenger RNA. RefSeq names its product mediator complex subunit 4 (gene MED4). The record is from RefSeq and is a predicted model, not a curated record. Lineage: Eukaryota; Metazoa; Chordata; Mammalia; Artiodactyla; Physeteridae. Gene Ontology annotation, molecular function: transcription coregulator activity. Gene Ontology annotation, cellular component: mediator complex; core mediator complex. Gene Ontology annotation, biological process: regulation of transcription by RNA polymerase II.